Molecule: messenger RNA, 1757 nt
Organism: Drosophila rhopaloa
Lineage: Eukaryota; Metazoa; Arthropoda; Insecta; Diptera; Drosophilidae
Gene: SerRS
Product: serine--tRNA ligase, cytoplasmic
Exons: 1
Coding region: 108-1613 (501 amino acids)
Biological process (GO): seryl-tRNA aminoacylation
Cellular component (GO): cytosol
Molecular function (GO): serine-tRNA ligase activity; ATP binding; tRNA binding
Source: RefSeq, a predicted model, not a curated record
UCUGCGCUUUACAACACUACCCAGCUGACGCAAAAAGCCAGCCACGUUGUGAAAACGCCGACGAACUAACUAAUCCGCGACUGAAACUAAAUUAAAGCGUAGCUAAUAUGGUGCUGGAUCUGGAUCUGUUUCGCAGCGACAAGGGUGGGAAUCCCGACGCCGUUCGCGAUAACCAGAAGAAGCGCUUCAAGGAUGUGGCUCUGGUGGAGACGGUGAUCGCCAAGGACACGGAAUGGCGUCAGUGCCGCCACCGCGCGGACAACCUGAACAAGGUGAAGAACGUCUGCAGCAAGGUGAUCGGCGAAAAGAUGAAGAAAAAGGAGCCGGUGGGCGCAAUGAGCGAGGAUCUGCCGGCCGGCGUCACUCAGGAUCUCACUGAGAUCGUUGCCGAAACGCUGCAGCCACUGACCGUCAAUCAGAUCAAGCAGCUGCGCGUCCUUAUCGACGAUGCCAUGACGGAGAACCAGAAGUCACUGGAGCUGGCCGAGCAGACGAGGAAUACCUCUCUGCGGGAGGUGGGCAACCACCUGCACGAAUCUGUCCCAGUGUCGAAUGACGAGGAGGAGAACCGCGUGGAACGGACUUUUGGUGACUGCGAAAAGCGCGGCAAGUACUCGCACGUGGACCUCAUCGUGAUGAUCGAUGGCAUGAACGCCGAAAAGGGAGCCGUAGUGUCGGGCGGACGUGGCUACUUCCUCACCGGAGCAGCCGUUUUCCUGGAGCAGGCUCUCAUCCAGCACGCGUUGCAUCUGCUGUAUGCCCGUGAUUACGUUCCUCUGUAUACGCCCUUUUUUAUGCGCAAGGAGGUGAUGCAGGAGGUGGCCCAGCUAUCGCAGUUCGACGAAGAACUGUACAAAGUUGUGGGCAAGGGGAGCGAGAAGGCCGAGGAGGUGGGCGUCGACGAGAAAUACCUGAUCGCCACCUCUGAACAGCCCAUUGCCGCCUACCAUCGCGAUGAGUGGUUGCCAGAGGCAUCGCUGCCCAUCAAGUACGCUGGCCUGUCCACCUGUUUUCGACAGGAAGUGGGCUCCCACGGUCGCGACACUCGCGGCAUUUUCCGCGUCCAUCAGUUCGAGAAGGUGGAACAGUUCGUGCUCACCUCCCCGCACGGCAACAAGUCCUGGGAGAUGAUGGACGAGAUGAUUGGCAAUGCAGAGCAGUUCUGCCAGUCUCUGGGCAUUCCAUAUCGCGUGGUGAACAUCGUAUCAGGGGCCCUCAACCAUGCCGCCUCAAAGAAGCUGGAUCUAGAGGCCUGGUUCGGUGGCAGCGGCGCCUACAGAGAGCUUGUAUCGUGCUCCAACUGUUUGGACUACCAGGCCCGCCGUCUGCUGGUGCGUUACGGGCAAACCAAGAAGAUGAACGCCUCCGUGGACUACGUGCACAUGCUGAACGCCACGAUGUGUGCCGCCACUCGAGUAAUCUGCGCUAUCCUGGAGACCCAUCAGACAGAGACGGGCAUCAAGGUGCCGGAACCAUUGAAGAAGUACUUACCAGCCAAGUUCCAGGAUGAGAUCCCGUUCGUCAAGCCCGCUCCUAUUGAUCUGGAGCUGGCAGCCGCUGAGAAACAAAAGGGCAAAAAGGAAAAGACCAAGAAGGACCCGGCUGCCGGUUAAUAUUAAAGUUCACUCAAUUACUACGAAAUAUACUGCUAAACUAAGCUUGCAAAGUCCUCUAAAUUUUUGUUACCUAUCGACUUAUCUAAUAUUUAUGGCAUUUAUAUAAACUUUAAAAUGGAUCAAGCUGUGCUUUGAAAGCAA